Molecule: messenger RNA, 1200 nt
Organism: Xenopus tropicalis (tropical clawed frog)
Lineage: Eukaryota; Metazoa; Chordata; Amphibia; Anura; Pipidae
Molecular function (GO): sulfotransferase activity
Source: RefSeq, marked predicted
GGAAAGCAAAUCAGGCCAGGAUAGAUUCCUGGAAGAAAUGGAGCGAGUCCAAGCUGAAGCUAAGAGGAAAACACCAGAAGAGUUGGUAAUGAUUUACAAGGGCAUUCCCUACCCGAGCUGUAUUUGCAGUGAGGAGACCUUUUGUGCACUGGAAUCAUUGGAAGCCAGAGAGGAUGAUUUGUUGAUUGUAACAUAUCCUAAAUGUGGGACAAAUUGGGUAAUUCGAAUACUGCAUGAAAUGUUGUUUUUCAUCGGUGGUAAAGAGCCUUCUAUAGAUCAAGCUAUGAUUGAAUUUGGAAAACCAGAAAAAGUACAGGCUCUUAAAGAAGCAUCUUCACCAAGAGUGUUUUCAACACAUUUGCAUUACAAGGACAUCCCUAAGUCAUUUUUGGAAAAGAAAGUAAAGACUUUGUUGAUCCUUCGUAAUCCCAAAGACACAGCAGUCUCUUACUUCCAUUUCAGUAAUAAUAAUCCAAUACUUCCCAGCUAUGACUCAUGGGAUUUGUUUUUCAAUGACUACAUAAAUGGAAAAGUAUGCUAUGGAUCAUUUUUUGAUCACAAUUCGGCCUGGGGUGAACACAUUGAUGAUGAAAAUAUUAUGGCAAUGACUUUUGAAGAUAUGAAACUGGAUUACGCUACGCAUCUGAAAAGAAUCUCUGAGUUUUUUGGUCUCUCAUUGUCAGAAGAACAACUUAAAGAGAUUGAAAACAAAACUACCUUUAAAUCUAUGAAAGAGAAUUCAGAAGGAACGCAUGGAAAACUAGGAAAUACCUUUUUCCGCAAAGGAGAAAUAGGUGACUGGAAAAGCCUUUUCAGUGAAGCACAAAGCAAAGAGGUUGAUGCAAAGUUCGAACAAUAUCUUGCAGGGACAAAGCUGGGAGAGAAAUUAAACUAUAAAAAAUACUGUGAAUAUUAGUUCAAAGUUGUUUGUUUGAUUCACACCUGUAGAGAAAACUUAUUAGAGCAUUUAUAAGAAAUUAAUUUCAUUCAGAAAUAACACACAAUAUGUUUUGGUUAAUUAGAGAAGAUACUAAAUACAUGACUAGAUAAACCUUUGUUUGUAUUGCUGUGUCCAGUUUUUCUCUUACCUUCUAAUCUAAUUGUUUUUUUACACUUAACCUACAUUUAUGUAUACAAUUUAUCUUUUACUAAAACUGGCACUGAAUAAUAGUAAACUACAAAAUAAAGAAAAAGAUAUGA